This is a messenger RNA of Chionomys nivalis (European snow vole), 1515 nucleotides long. RefSeq names its product peptidoglycan recognition protein 2 (gene Pglyrp2). The transcript has 6 exons. Gene Ontology annotation, biological process: detection of bacterium; peptidoglycan catabolic process; defense response to Gram-positive bacterium. The coding region runs from base 184 to 1515 and encodes 443 amino acids. Lineage: Eukaryota; Metazoa; Chordata; Mammalia; Rodentia; Cricetidae. The record is from RefSeq and is a predicted model, not a curated record. Gene Ontology annotation, molecular function: zinc ion binding; peptidoglycan immune receptor activity; peptidoglycan binding.
AGAGAGAAAGGCAUUCUAAAAAGGGAACUAUUGCCAAAGGACUUUGAAGACUAUGUAGGAGCCUACCAGAUCAAGUCAAAAAGCUUGCCCAAGCAGUCAGGAAGACCAACCAAGGGUUACAACUAUCGAAACUCACCUCUGAGAUUCUCUGCUGGGCCUCUGCCCUGGAACUGGAGCCCUACAAUGAUGAAAGUCCAGGGUGUCCUCUGGAUCUUGCUUGGACUGUUGCUGUGGCCAGAGUCAGAGACAGCCUCCUCCUUACCCCUGGUCAUGAACUCCAUCAUCCAGGCCCUUGCUGAGCUUGAGCAAAAGGUGCUGGUAACUGAGGCCAGUGGCACUGCCUCUGCACGGAUACUGUCAGCCAAUCAACUCAGCCCCCACAAUUCUCUUCACCAGUACUUGCUGCGGAAGGCACCAAGCCACAACACGACAGAGUCAGAGCCCCACUCACUGAGCCCAGAUCUUCAGGCUCUGAUUUCAGAGGUGGCCCAACAUGAUGUACGGGACGGGCAGGAAUACGGAGUGGUGCUGGCACCCGAUGGCUCCACUGUAGCCGUGAAGCCUCUACUGGUUGGGCUAGAGGCUGGUUUGCAGGGGCACGGUGUUACCAACUUGCCUUCAGACUGCUUGGCCAACCCUUGUGAUGCUGGAGACACCACGACAAACGAUGCAGCCAUCUGGCCAGGACUAAAGGAUGCCUCCACAAAAGCCUCUUCUACAGAUGUUGGAGCCACUUCACCAAACGGAAAAGCUAAGACUCCCACCACUGUGGACAGACUCUUGGCAGUCAUCUUGGCUGGAGACUUGGGUCUGACGUUCCUCCACGGUUCCCAGACUCAGAGUUCUCCAGGCCUGGGAACUGAGGGUUGCUGGGACCAACUUUCUGCCCCCAGGGUCUUCACACUGUUGGACCCCAAGGCAUCCAGGCUCACCAUGGCUUUCCUCAACGGUGCCUUGGAUGGAGCUCUCCUUGGGGAUCACUUGAGCCGGGUUUCUAGGCCCCGGCCACCCCUUAGCCAUCUGCUGAGAGAGUACUAUGGAGAUGGGGUGGCUGGCGAUCCAAAGUUCCGAAGUAACUUCCGAAGGCAGAACGGGGCUGCAUUGACUUCUGCUCCUACCCUGGCCCAGCAGUUAUGGGAGGCCCUUGUCCAGUUACAGAGACUGGAGCCAAAACAGCCACAGUUGCAGAACAUGACCCAAGAUGAGCUGGCUCAGGUGGCUACCCUUGCUACCAAGGAGUUCACUGAGACUUUCCUGGGAUGCCCAGCCAUUCUCCCUCGCUGCCGCUGGGGAGCCGCGCCCUACCGAGGCAACCCGACACCACUCCGGCUGCCACUGGGAUUCUUAUAUGUGCAUCACACAUACGUGCCAGCGCCACCCUGCACCACCUUCCAGCGCUGUGCCGCUAACAUGCGCUCGAUGCAGCGUUUCCACCAGGAUGUGCGUCACUGGGAUGACAUCGGCUACAGACUGAAAACUAAGAACUCAUCUGAGGGAGCCUUGGAGAUCCAGUAA